Molecule: messenger RNA, 849 nt
Organism: Oncorhynchus mykiss (rainbow trout)
Lineage: Eukaryota; Metazoa; Chordata; Actinopteri; Salmoniformes; Salmonidae
Source: RefSeq, a predicted model, not a curated record
AUGGUGAUCUCCCCUGUCAGAUACUCCCCUGUCAGACACUCCCCUGUCAGAUACUCCCCUGUCAGACACUCCCCUGUCAGACACUCCCCUAUCAGAUACUCCCCUGUCAGACACUCCCCUGUCAGAUACUCCCCUGUCAGACACUCCCCUAUCAGAUACUCCCCUGUCAGACACUCCCCUGUCAGAUACUCCCCUGUCAGACACUCCCCUAUCAGAUACUCCCCUGUCAGACACUCCCCUGUCAGAUACUCCCCUGUCAGACACUCCCCUGUCAGACACUCCCCUGUCAGACACUCCCCUGUCAGACACUCCCCUGUCAGACACUCCCCUAUCAGAUACUCCCCUAUCAGAUACUCCCCUGUCAGACACUCCCCUAUCAGAUACUCCCCUAUCAGACACUCCCCUGUCAGACACUCCCCUAUCAGAUACUACCCUAUCAGAUACUACCCUAUCAGAUACUCCCCUGUCAGACACUCCCCUGUCAGACACUCCCCUGUCAGACACUCCCCUGUCAGACACUCCCCUAUCAGAUACUCCCCUAUCAGAUACUCCCCUGUCAGACACUCCCCUAUCAGAUACUACCCUAUCAGAUACUACCCUGUCAGAUACUCCCCUAUCAGACACUCCCCUGUCAGACACUCCCCUGUCAGACACUCCCCUGUCAGACACUCCCCUAUCAGAUACUCCCCUAUCAGAUACUCCCCUGUCAGACACUCCCCUGUCAGACACUCCCCUAUCAGAUACUACCCUAUCAGAUACUCCCCUGUCCCGUCAGACACUCCCCCAUCAGACACUCCCCCGUCAGACACUCCCCCGUCAGACACUCCCCUGUCAAUGUAUCUUUGUUAG